Messenger RNA from Parastagonospora nodorum SN15, 756 nucleotides. RefSeq lists its product as hypothetical. Lineage: Eukaryota; Fungi; Ascomycota; Dothideomycetes; Pleosporales; Phaeosphaeriaceae. Gene Ontology annotation, biological process: poly(A)-dependent snoRNA 3'-end processing; rRNA catabolic process; nuclear mRNA surveillance. Gene Ontology annotation, cellular component: cytoplasmic exosome (RNase complex); nucleolus; nuclear exosome (RNase complex). The coding region runs from base 1 to 756 and encodes 251 amino acids. The transcript has a single exon. The record is from RefSeq and is a predicted model, not a curated record.
AUGCCACUCGACACCUCCACCUACUCUCUGGCUCUCCUCCGCCUUGACGGACGCCGGUGGAAUGAGCUACGUCGCAUCCAUGCGCAGAUAUCGACACAAGCCGCCGCGGAUGGCUCUUCCUACCUCGAAAUGGGCAACACCAAGAUUCUUGUCUCCGUGACAGGCCCCGCCGAGGGAAAACAGGCUGGCCAAAGAGGAGGUAACGGUGGACAAGCAAAAGUCGAGGUCGAGAUCAAUUUUGCGGGCUUCAGUGGUAUGGAGAGGCGGCGAAGAGGAGGCGGCGACAAGCGCAGCAAAGAAAUGGAGCAUUGCGUGAGAAGCGCGUUCGAAGGCGUCCUUUUGCUCCACCUCUACCCACAUUCGACCAUCACACUCAACAUACACAUCAUAUCGCAAGACGGUUCGCUCCUCGCAGCAUGUAUAAAUGCUUCCACACUCGCCCUCAUCGAUGCCGGCAUACCCAUGACCGAUUACCUCGUGGCGUGCACAGCCGCCUCGAGCGCGUCCUCGUCCGCUGCUGACAACGCAUCCGCAGAGGAUCCACUGCUUGACCUCAACACCUUGGAAGAGCAGGAGCUACCAUUCCUCACCGUCGGCACGCUGGGCGAGAGCGAUAAAGUUGCGGUCUGUGUCCUGGAGACAAGGGUCAGGAUGGAGCGGCUUGAGGGUAUGCUAGCUGUGGGCAUCGAGGGCUGCAAGAGGCUCAGAAGCAUCCUCGACGAAGUAGUGAAGGGAUACGGAAAGCGCUUUGGUUGA